Molecule: messenger RNA, 7450 nt
Organism: Astyanax mexicanus (Mexican tetra)
Lineage: Eukaryota; Metazoa; Chordata; Actinopteri; Characiformes; Acestrorhamphidae
Gene: bcor
Product: BCL6 corepressor
Exons: 14
Coding region: 861-6125 (1754 amino acids)
Biological process (GO): negative regulation of transcription by RNA polymerase II
Cellular component (GO): nucleus
Molecular function (GO): transcription corepressor activity; protein binding
Source: RefSeq, a predicted model, not a curated record
UGUGUGUAUGUGUGUCUCCCUCGCUAGGCUCUCAUUCUCCGCGGCGCGCGCUUCUAGUUCAGAAGCUCCGGCGUGUCUCGUGUCGGACUCUCGCGCUCCGGGCGCCGCGAGAUCAACAUCAGCGAGCGAGAAACGGCGCUUCUGCUUUUUAGUUGUGUUUCGCGCGCGUGCGUGUGAGUCUGUGUGACUCGCGCGGCCCGUUGAGCUUGAACGAACGGAACCCCUUAAGAGCCAUGCGCGCGCCUGCGGGCAGAGCCUCUCCGCCUCCCGCGUGAAGCGCUGCGCUCCCCCGCCUCGUGCUCUGGUCGGAGUGCGCGAGAGUGUGCGCGCGCGUGCGUGUGUGUGUGUCCGCGGGAGCUCUCAACAUGGCGCUCAGCACGAACUGAACAACCGAGACGGACCUGAGGGAAAACACCACCUGUACACUCUGUCUCACUCUCGCGCUCGCUCACCCGCCCGCCAUGCGCGUGUCUCCGCGCUGCUUCUCGGUGUGCUGUGUGAAGGCGUUGCUGGAGUCGCGUGCUCGUGCUAGCCGGUGAAUAACAACUUGGAGUAAGAGUACGACGAGUGAACGGCACGAGCGCGGGUCCGCAACUAAACAGCAGCAAACAGCCGGAGGAACUUUUAGACCUACCGGGACUUUAGAGCUUCGUUUGCUCAUUUGUGUGGAUUCGGUUCCUUCGCGAGAACCCGGGACUCCUUCGCCGCUCUUCUUCGUGUCUUUGUGAGCUGGACGCGCGAGGAGGAGCAGCACGGGAACACGUAAACACAGAGGAUCACCGGAAGUUGUCAAAAGGGAUGGUGAUGACCACAGAAUCCAGCAAGAACUGAACAAGGCAAUAUAAGUCAACAUUCAAAGCAUGGUGGAUGCAAGUGCAGCCUGCAGAAUGAACCCUCUCACAGCACUUGGCAUCGAUCGGAGCAGCCUGAUGCGGGAAAGCCUCCAUGUUCACGGGGGAAUGGUUUAUCCGCCAGGAAUCCGAACUCUGCCAACAGAAAAGGGCUACGUUGGAGACCGGAUCCCAGAACUGCUCUAUAAACCUGAUGUGUCACUGGACGGCAGGAAAGCAACAAACGGCUAUGUCGGACUUUAUAAAAGCCCCCCACCGGGGAUUCAGAAGCCCUUGGUGGUGCCGGGUACUGGGGCAGACACUUUGGGCUUGGAUAGGCGUGUUGCACCUGUGGAUAAGCCCUCAGAGUUGGGUUUAAACGGGGGUAGCGCAAGCGGCUACCUGCGUCUCCCAUGGGUCAGCCCAUACCAUGAGCCAGGAUUAUAUCCCUUUCUAGACUCCAGCAAAUAUGCUGCUCUGAAUAUGUACAAAGCAUCAUUUAUGUCACAGCCUUCACCAUACCUGACCCAACAUCUGGCCUACCAGCCACUUUGUGCUGGGGCAGGAGGGAGUGCAGCUGGUGCAGAACGCUUGUUUUACAUGCCUCCUUACCCCCCAGCCCCCAUUUCAUCACCUCUUGCACCUCCUUUAAGGAUUCCUACAGCUACAGUAGCCCCUACACCACUGUCACCUCUCGUGCAUCAUCAGGACAAAACCUUGCAAAGCAUUGGGCCAAGGAUUCACCAUGAACCUUCUGCGUUUGGGCAGCAGUCCUUGCAUCAGCAGACCCAGUCACACCAUCAGGCACAAAGCGAGAGGCAACACACUAACACUGGAAGUAUUAGCAGCCUUAAUAGCAGCAGCAAGUCCACCCGAACUCCUUCCAGCAAGAACUUGAGCAGCAGCAGUAGUAGUGUUAAUAAUAUUAGCACUAGUAGUAGUAUUAUUAGCUGUAACAGCAGUAGCUCCAGUAUCAGUAGUAGCAGUUGUGCAAGCAUAACUAGCAGCUCCAGUACAAGCAUCCCUGUAGACUCAAGUCCUUCUCUUGUGAUGCAAGCACCUCGUCCUGCUCCACGGUCCUCCCAACCGCCUGGUGCUCCCCCACCACUUGUGGACAGCACUUUAGACUUUCAAAAGUCUGUAUUUCGAAGUCCUUCGUCAUCAAUGUCCUCAUCCACUCCAUCCCACCCUUUUUACAUGUCCCAGGAGAGCCGCUCCCCCAUAAGGCCUGCCAGUCAGAAGUCUAAGUCUAAAGAUGGAAGCUCUGAUCAGCACAGGAGUGGGGGGAGCGAGAGGAAAGGUUGUAAUUCUCCUAUUAAAACCUCCACUGAGAAACCUGUACAGCAGGGUGCUCCUACCAAAGACCCAGCAGACAAGCCUUUGGAUCUGUCUGGCAAGAUCAUGGACUUUGAAGGACCUCCAGAUGGAUGUCCUCCAAAAUUAGAGGCUUUGGCAAAGCUGGGCUACUCGCCUAACUCUCGUUAUGGACAUCCCCCGAGCAGAGAGCUUCUGAAAGAGACUCUCUCUCCAUCAUCUUCUGCUGUCAGCACUUCUUCUAAAACUCCAGAGAGGCCUGAGAUUAUUAGCACUUUACACUCUACCUGGGUGGUGCCAAGCACGACCCAGACACACAGCUCUGAAUCCAACCAGAGCAAAAGUUCUUCAGUCAUAAAAAACAAAAAUCUAGAGCAUGUUACUCAGCAGCCUAGGAGCUCUUCUUGUCCACGGAUUGGUGAACCCAACAAUAGCGCUGUGCCUAACCCUGCUCCCGUUCCUGCAAAUUCGGCUUGUCGACCAUCGUCUGCCUCUCCUUCUCCCAAAGUUAAUGGUGAUUGGCCAAAGUCUGCCCCCACCCCACCAGAGAAGGUGCCAGCUACUCAUCCUCAUCGGGGAGGGAGCCUUACCUCGGCUUCAAAGCCUCCAAAGAUUCCUAAAAAGUCAGACACCCCUGAAAUUGGCUUCAAAUCCCAGCAGCCUCACAUAGAAAAUGGUCACCCUCCCAGUCAUCUCUACCUGCCCCAGAGUGAUUCUUACUUGCCCACUAGCUUAGCUUAUGCCAACAGAUACCUUCCCUAUUCCGUUCCAGAGAGUAUAUCCCUCUCACACUUACAGUUGCCCAGCAAAGGGCCAGUAUACCCUCACCCAGUCCUGCUGAGCAGCAGCAGUCUGUAUGCUGCACGUUUGCCUCAUAAACCUGGCCUUCCUUAUGGAAUACCAACCACUCAUGGAGAGUAUCUGACCUACCAUGAUUCACAAGAGAUGGUUCAUCCCCUGAUGUCUUCCCACAUGCCUCUUGACCCCAAAGUCAAUGAGCGCCUUGAACUGAGGUCUAGACCCCAGGAAAAGGCUUGGCAACAUGAGGAAGGUCCUUACAAGCAGCAGAGUGCCUCUGACAUUGAUGCAUGCUACAAAUCUGAGAGGGAGUCAGAAGGGCCAGAACUUCUGGCCUCCAGGCCUCAGAGCAAGCUGCACACAGCAAGCAAAGAUGAGAUCGUCUGCAUCGACCUGGUCCAAGAUGACACAGAUGGCAGUCCUGAGCCGGACAAGUACUGCGCCAGCCCUGCCAAGCAAAGAGAGCCCACCAAGCCAGCCAGCAGUGGGAUCGGGGAGGGAACUGGGAGUGCUGGUAAUUCCAAAGGGAAGGAGCCAGAACUCAUGCAUAUCCUGCGCUCCAGCCAGCCAGUGGAAUCCAGGCCAGCUGAGGCUGAGCGGCUGCCAGAACCUUGUAGCCCUGCUGAGGCGCAGGAGCGCCCCGAGUCUCCUGGGCAAAGCCAGGGCGAGGAAAGUUCCAGUGAGCGCAGUCCUCUGUCUCCACUGCUGGAGGAGCAAACACUGCGCUGUGCCAGGACCUCCGGUGACAGGGUUCGUCCAGACGUCGCAAAUUUCAAACCAGAUCGGCACCAUGCCAUUCGGCAGUACAUGGAUUUGGGCAAGGAGAGGACAGAAAACACAGACUCUCACGAGGAAGAGGAAGACGGGCAUGGUUGCUCUAAAAGCAGGCGUUCUAGCUUGGCCAAAAGGAUAGCCAACUCGUCUGGCUAUGUGGGCGACCGCUUCAAGUGCGUUACCACAGAGCUGUACGCAGACUCCAGCAAACUGAGUCGGGAACAGCGCGCCCUACAGAUGGAAGUCGUAUCACCAGAGGACAGUAAUUUAAGUCAACCAGCCGCUAACUGCGAGCGUGCAAUGAUGCGUUUCUCAGAGCUGGAGCUGAAGGAGAAGGAGGGGUGCGUGUCGAGCCCCAGCCCGGUGAGAGAGAGGGGUCUGGCGGAGGGCCAGCGCGGAGAACCAGAGUGGGAUCAGGGCCAACACUGCUCUAUAACUCCAGCAGCGCCGGCGGAGCAGACGGAGCCACACAGCGGUGGGAACCGCGUCCCCGUCCUGCAGCGCUGCGUCCAGCCGGAGGACAAGAGAAUGAGGGAUGAGAGGGAGAGGAAGGAGCAGGUGGGGGAGGGGGGCAUUGUCGGCACGGCAACCGGCCGGAAACGCCCGCUCAGUCUGGAACCGAGCCAAGGCCACCCUGACUGCACACACUCAGCCGAGGAGAGAGAGAGAGACGGAGAGAGGGAGAGAACGAGGGAGAGAGAUGUAGCGGAGGACGAGAACACCAUACCGGCUAAAAGAUCCCGACUCAUUCCAGCGGACGUCUGGCGCCAGCCCUCAGAGCAAGAGGUGAAGAACCUGAAGGUGUGUAUCGAGCUCACUGGCCUGCGGCUUAGCAAACCCCGGCAGCUCCAGAACCUGCAGGAGCUGUGGGACCGCCAGGGGGCGCUGUCCCGGGAAAAAACCUGCCCCACCCAGCCGAACCCCUGCACUCCACACAGCGUUCCCUGCGGAGAGAGGAAGAGCAGGACAGGUGGAGCAGAUGAGAAGGGAUGGGGACGGAAGGAUCUGGGAUAUACUGACAUCGAAACAGCUCCGGUUCUCUCCGGGCUCUGUUCUCCGGACUGUAAGCCCCUCCCCCCCUCCCGCCUCUCGGAUAAGCGGCAGCGGCUGAAGGAACACCGGCGCGGCGGCCUCUCGCCCGACCUCGAUGACGAGCUCGCGCCCCGCCUGCUGCGCCACGGCGACCUCGAGAAGCCCAAGGGCAAGCGGCAGUGCAAGACCAAGCACAUCGGCCACCGCGAGCUUAGGAUGCUCGCGGCCAAUGAGGAAAGCCCUGAGCUUAGCCCCGCCCACCCGCUCAAGGUUGCGAAGCACUCUCCGUCGGACUGCCUCGGCCCCCCUCCGGUCAUCCAGCGCACCCCCUCGCCCUCAUCUCCCGCCGCCCCUCCCUCGCCCCCCCUCCAGCCUGCUGCGGCAGCGGCGCUGGUUGCUGUGGUCACCCCAGCGCCCGCCCUGGUGCCCUCGGAGCCGCCUGCCAGCCGCCCCAUGCCCCCUGAAGCCCGCCGGCUCAUAGUCAACAAAAACGCCGGCGAGACCCUGCUGCAGCGCGCCGCGCGCCUCGGCUACGAGGAGGUGGUGUUGUACUGUUUGGAGAAUAAGGUGUGUGAUGUGAAUCAUCGUGAUAACGCAGGUUAUUGUGCGUUGCACGAGGCGUGUGCUCGAGGCUGGUUCACCAUCGUCCAGCACCUGCUGCAGCAUGGAGCAGACAUCAACUGCAGCGCACAGGACGGCACCAGGCCUCUGCAUGACGCGGUGGAGAACGAUCACCUGGACAUCGUACGGCUCUUGCUGUCGUACGGCGCCGACCCCACGCUGGCCACCUACUCCGGACGAGGCCUGCUGAAGAUGACCCACAGUGACAUCAUGGAGGGGUUUCUGUCUGAUUAUUUUGCAGACCUGCAGGGUCGAGCGGACGAUGACCCCGGUGUGUAUUGGGAGUUCUAUGGCAGUGCAGUGUGUGAACCUGGGGAUGACCCUGCAGCGUUUGAUAUCCUGGCCGACCCGCCCGGUCCCGAGGACGAGGAGGACGACCACAGAGAGGUGUUUGAGUUUGAGUUCUCUGACCGGCCGCUGCUGCCCUGCUACAACAUCCAGGUCUCUCUGUCUCAGGGGCCCAGGAACUGGCUGCUGCUCUCUGACGUUCUGAAGCGUUUGAAGAUGUCGGCGAGGACUUUCCGCUCCACGUUCUCCCACAUUGAGGUGGUGACCAUCGCAGAGGCCGAGUUCUACAAGCAGGUGUCGCUCAGCCAGCUGUUCUCCUGCCCGGAGGAGCUGGACGGGUUCCUGCCCGACAGUAAGGAGCUACUGGACCUUGUUGAGAUCAGCGCGGAGCUAGUCGCCCUACUCGGAUCAUCACUCGAGUACCUGGACGACCGGUGGGAGCCGUCUGUCUUUAAGCCACGGUUGUGACACUAAAGGUUCAUGGAGACCGAGCGACCGACCGAUUGACUCGCACAAGAUCUGGAACUGAGAGAGAUAACAGCCUGAGAGAUAAGAAUCCUGUCUUCGGGAUUCUGGAUUUGGAUUCUGCACUACAGAUCACGAGUGGAGACGCUGAACAUUGAACAUUCACUCUGUUCUGGAUCUCUCUUCGUGACAUCACAAUCGUCUCCACGGCUCCCGCAUGUUUCUGGAACCGCCUGCAGGAAGUUUUCCUGUAAAUCCCUUUGUGACAUCAUAGCUCCACAGUGUUGCUGGUGAUGUUCCAGAACUGAUUUUAUGACAUCACCAUGGUGUCGUCUCUCUUCAAAAGGUGCGAAGAAAAUGUUGCGGAGUUUCCUCUGUGACAUCACAAUGGUCUCCUCCGUUCAUGUGGUCUUAGCAAACAUGCUAGCUAGCUAAAUAAAAAAGCUAAAAAAAUCAAACGAAACCGAGUGUACAUAAUGGUGUGAGAUGAGCACGGAAUCGUGCGAACCUCAGACAUGGAUUUCCGUCUCCUGGCAGGACGCAGGAACGGACCCACGAUUGUAGAGAAGAACUCUUCUGUUCAAGAGAUGUUUUAUAAGUAUAUACAUAUAUAUAAAUACUAUACAAUUACUGUAUUUUAAUUUGUGAUUAUAAAUAUAAAUAUAUAUAUAUGGAUAUAAAUAGGCUAUAAAUAUAAAUAUAUAAAUAUAUAUAUAUAUAUAUGAUUUUUUGUUUUAUUCUUUGGUCGGGUGUUUAUUUGCUGAGGAGACUAAUGUACAGCUGUAUCUGCUGCAGUAGUUCAGGAUUUUGAAGCUGUUGGUGUUUUGGAGAGUUGUCCGUUAGUCGUGACUUUAACUAGUGCACUUCACGGCUGAGUUACACACUCAUCCAUCUUCCGUGUUUGCGGGGGGGACUAAGAAUUUAAUUAUUUUUUGUGGUUUGAGUUUUGAUUUUUCUGUUCGUUUUUUUUUUCUUUUUAGUUUUGAGUUUUUUUUGAGGGUCCUAACCUGCAAACACGGUUUUGAGCUUUUUUCUCACUUAUUUAUAAUUACAAAUUUAAGAUAUUUUAAAAACCGUGGCUUUUUUUCUGGGGGUAAAUAUUAAAAAUGAAGUGUAAGAUACUAAUAUUAAAGCUUUGUUAGAAUAAAGACACUCUCAAAGUUGUAAAUAAUGAGUCGACGAUUUCAGUAACUUUGUUUCUGACUUGUGUGUUUAUUGUUUUUGGAGACGUGUCGAAAACUUUGUAACUACAUACGCUAUCAUUUGUAUUUAUAUUUUACAAAAAAAAUCCUUUAGAUAAAUGGCAAUAAAAGAUCCCCUCCAUCUUC